Molecule: messenger RNA, 659 nt
Organism: Theobroma umbraticum
Lineage: Eukaryota; Viridiplantae; Streptophyta; Magnoliopsida; Malvales; Malvaceae
Source: RefSeq, a predicted model, not a curated record
CAUUAAGGGCCCGUUUAAAAUUUUCAUCUCAAAAGGAGCUGUAAAACCCCGGCUUUGUCUUGGUCGUUGCAUCCUUGGAAAGGGGAAAGCAAAGCAGUCCUCUGAUCAACAUUUUCUCACAGUGAUCAGUUUUCUUAUCAGAUAAAGAGGGGUUUUUUUUUCCCCCUUUUAGGUUAACGUGCAAGAUCAAAUAAGCUAGGAGAGGAAGAAAUGGCUGGCCAAGAGGUUAAGCAGCUUGAGGAAUGCUCAGUUUCCAAUGCAUUGGGCACAUGGGUAUUUUCAGUAGCAGGGGCUUUGCUAGCAAUUCCAGUGGGGAUAAAGAGGAAAUCUUUAGCGCCCCUUGUGUUCUUUGGCACAACCGGUACAAUGCUUGAUAUCAUUAUGGGAAUCAGUGCUUGUGAAAGAGAGCACGCGGAACGCCAAAUGAAGCUAUCAGAAGCCCAAAAUUCUGCAGCUGAUGAUUCUUCGGUUUCAGAGUCUUAGAUGGUGUAGAUUCACAUCUUUGGAAGUGCUUGAAUCUGUCUUUCAAACUUGCUUGGGGUGUACAAGAGACCUAGCGAAUUAUUGUUUAUAAGUUGGGUCCCUUUUUCCUUCUCGUAGUUGCAUGUCCUCCCCCUCUAUGGCUUUGGUGAAUAAGAAAUUGGCACUUUCUUCUUCCA